GCAGAUGUCCACAACAUGAGACUGACUGGUUCAGCAAAGAUGCGGUUAGCUAUAGUCCAAAUUCUGGAAUACCAAACACACACUUUGGAAGUUAUCAUAUUAUCUGGGGUUGGAGUAAUUGUCUUACAGCUGGCGUAAGCAUGUGGACUUCAUUGUUUAUAUUUUAUAAGUAAACUUAUCUGCACUUUAUAAUGUCUAAUACUAUCGGCUCCACUAUUAUUGCCUGCCUGGUAAAGUUUCCAUUGACUUGUAGCAGAAGAUGAGUACUAGUUCAUCUGUUACUCCUGUGGUCCAGAAAAGGCUUGAAGGGAAGGUUGCCAUUAUUACUGGUGGGGCUAGCGGAAUUGGGGAGAGCACAGUCAGACUGUUUGUCCAACAUGGUGCCAAAGUCCUGAUUGCAGACAUUCAAGAUGAGCUCGGCAACUCCCUUUGCCAAGAACUUGAUUCCUCAGAAUCAAUCACAUACGUCCAUUGCGACGUUACAUCUGACACUGAUGUCAAGAAUACUGUGGAUCUUGCGAUCUCCAGGUAUGGAAAGCUGGACAUAAUAUUUUGUAACGCCGGGAUCUCUGGCAUAUUAGAAUCAAGAGUUGUAGCUACAGAUAAUGAGGAUUUUAAGAGGGUGUUAGAUGUGAACCUGUUUGGUGCUUUUUUGGGUGCAAAACACGCUGCGAGAGUAAUGAUUCCGGCCCAGAAAGGAUCUAUUGUCUUCACAUCGAGUGUUGGUUCAGUUUGCGCCUCUGGUAGAGGGCACGCAUAUAUAGCAUCAAAACAUGCUGUGGUAGGGUUGACUAAGAAUUUAUGUGUGGAGCUCGGGAAGCAUGGGAUCCGGGUUAACUGUAUAUCUCCGCAUGGAGUAGCGACUCCAAUGAUGAGGUCACUUAUGGGGAUGAUGGAGAAGGAUAAGGUUGAGGAAGUGGUUUCUUCUGCUGCAAAUUUGAAAGGUGCGACUUUGGAAGCACGAGAUAUUGCAGAGGCGGCAUUGUAUCUGGCGAGCGAGGAAUCCAAGUAUGUGAGUGGAAUCAACCUGGUGAUUGAUGGAGGUUAUAGUACUACCAACCCUGCCCUUCAUAUGCAAACAAAUAGUUUGUUUUCUUGAUCUUUUUUUUUUAACUCUCUUAUGUACAAUAAGCCUCAUUAAGAGGUGGUCCGUUGUUGGUUUUGUGGACUUUUGUAGCUUGUCAUCUCUGAAAAAGAAAAACUCAAUCCCCUAUGGAUACUUAAAAUAAUUGGUUCCAACUUCGAUCUAUUGAUAACAAUGUUUGAAUCUCCUUCAAUAAUAAUCAAAAGUGUUGCAACAA
Molecule: messenger RNA, 1301 nt
Organism: Tripterygium wilfordii
Lineage: Eukaryota; Viridiplantae; Streptophyta; Magnoliopsida; Celastrales; Celastraceae
Product: secoisolariciresinol dehydrogenase-like
Exons: 3
Coding region: 260-1099 (279 amino acids)
Molecular function (GO): oxidoreductase activity, acting on the CH-OH group of donors, NAD or NADP as acceptor
Source: RefSeq, a predicted model, not a curated record